Molecule: messenger RNA, 6732 nt
Organism: Prorocentrum cordatum
Lineage: Eukaryota; Dinophyceae; Prorocentrales; Prorocentraceae
Source: the annotation of a GenBank genome assembly
GCACGGAACCGUGAGACGGCAGUGGGGGAUGUGCCUGGAGAACGGCGAGCGGAACCCGUGGAAGGCGGCAGCGCAGACCCCCCGCCAGGUGGACAGUACCCUGGUAAAUUUGAAGGGCGACUACGAAUACCAGCUGCGCUUGGCCGAGAGCGUCGUCGGCGGCCCCAUGACUUCUCACUUUCCUGGCGGCCAGGCGCUCGCGCUGCAGGACGCUGCAGCCGCCGACGUGGACGUGGCCGUCGCUCCGCCCGAGGCGGGCAUCGUGGAGGUGCAGGCCGCCCCGCCUCGUGGCGACGCCGCUGGCUCAUUGGGUGAGGUUCGGAGGAAUCUAGCGUCGAUGGCAGGCCCUCACCUUGGUGGCACUGUGGGCCACCGCUGGGCCCCUCACGGUAUCCUUUGUUGCUUGAGCUUGGCAUUCCAACUCAAGCCGUCUGCGAAGUUAUCUGACUUGCUCGCCAUGGUUGUCCAGAUGUUCUACGGGAGGGAUGGGUCGCAGCUGGUGAACGAGAUCCGCCAUGGGAGGAUUCCGCUUCCUUCGUCAGAGUUGAUGCGUCAAGCUCGCAUUCGUUUGGAUGUGCUAGCGAUUCUAUAUGAGCGUGAGUUAAACAAAGAUUUUAAGUUCAUGAGGUACUUGUUAGUAGAUGGUAGUAAGCAGCUCGGCCGGCAUUUCUUGUGUACCCGAGAAGACCGCAUACGUUAUCCACGAUCGGAGUUUGGGAAUCCUGGCUUCAUGGUGAGGUAUGACCUGAACGAAGGCUUCGAAUCCAGAGUCUGCCCGCUUUCGACAACUGGCGAGGGGCACUCCACCGCUUUAAAGAAAACGUUCAAUGUCACGAGCAUGUUUCUCAUGGAGUGCGAGCGCGAGUCCGAUUUCGAAGAACGUCGGUGCGAGGUCUUCGGCAUUGCAACUGAUCAGGGGGCUGAGGCAAAGAUCCACGAUCAAGCAGCAAACAUAGUGCCUUUCUGGGAUGGUAAAUAUGCUGCGCUUGAUCCCAGGAGUUGGUUGUGGCCGUUUGUGUUGUUCGUGACUGGGCACCUUCACUUGUUGUUUAACGCGUUGGAGGAAGCAUGUAAGCAGGUCAGCGUCGCGACCGGGUUUUUCAGUAACCUGGCGACGAUGUGCAAGUUUUCGGGUGAUAGUGGCAUGCGUGAAAAGUUCCAGAAGCAUUGUUGUAUCGGUCGGGCUUGCGCUGGGAAGUUCAAUCACUUUGCAAACCACCGCAUUGACUGGCGCUGGGAAUUCAUGAGCCCUGCGAUUAUUGCUGUCAUGGCAGUAUGGCAUGAUGUUUGCGACAACUUUAACGCAGCAGUGAUGGCGGCAAGCGAGACGGGGAGACUUGAUCGGAAGAUAUUGGAUGAGGUGGCACGCGUCGUGGGUGAUCGUUGGGCGUUCGCUGCAGUCGCGGAGAUGUUCAGGAUGUUCGCCGCCAUCGUCGAGAAAUAUGCUAGCCGACUGGAAGGUUGUGAAUGUCAUUCUUGGAUUUGGAAGCGCAAGCGAAAACACUCCAGUAAGUUGAACGAUCUUGGGGGACUGACUGGCUUUAAGCACUGUGUCUGGAAAGGCCGCCAGGCCGCUUGGUGGGUUGCCGUUGGGCUGGAUCAAAUGCUGUCCGACCUGGCGAACCCCGUUUCUAAAGAUUUGGAUGCAAUUUUAAGCCGUGUUGAUUUAGCUCGCAAGACGGAGAUCUUGAAGUGGGUGAAGGAAAUGUCAGGCAUGCUGAUUGAGAUCGCGCGUCAGAAGAUGCAGUUCUGGAGGCAUUUCCCUUGGCUUGUCGUUGGCGUAUUUUGGGGCGCGUUGAGGAGCGAUCCGGCUGACAUGUCAUGGAGGCGACCGCUGCGACAGAGCAUCGACGAGUCUGAUCAGGCCGUUGCUGCUGGGCGCCCCUUAGGGAGAAUAUCUCAUCGAUUGUUGGGGCCCGAGGGCCCAUGCGGAAGGGAGCUUCGGGAGUUGAACGAUCACGAGGAUCAGCGCUUGAAUGAUUAUCCAAUGGCGUACGCCGCCAUUCUUUCUUACGCUCUGGCGCCGCUGGUGGAGAGGAACGUGGAGAGCAUACACGCUAGAGUCAGCUCUUUGGGGCGCACAAUGACGUACGUGCAUGCGCCGACGGUGUGUGCUCGUCUGCGCGAGCCCACGCACAUAGCGCUGCUGCAGUCCUCAGAGGCGUUCCAUUCGUUCUGUUGCAUGAACUACAGGAAGCUCAAGCUGUUCGAUUGCGUCCUGCAGAACAGGUUCACUACAUCCGAGCUUGAUGGGAUGUCAAGUCGGGAAAAGCUCCAUGCUAUCUACAUGUGCGAUAUCGACUCGAAGUACCAGACCAUGGACCCCCAGAGAGACAGCUGGCAGAUCUGGAAGGAUGGCCUAGACUCCAUGAAGAUGAGGUUGCCCAUUGCUUAUGGUAACCCGACACCUGAGAUCAAACACGCGGUCCAAUUCAUCAAGGGCCUGUUCUGCCAGCACGGGUACUACAGUCUCCCCGUGGAACUUUACAAUGCCAUGGCUUCGCCAGACGUGGAGAUCGUAGAGUUUGUCGACCAGGACGUGUCCCACCAUAUUCUGGACAUGGCGCACGGCGAGGUUGGUGAAUUUGAUGUCCAGUCAUUCUUAUCUGAUUGGUGCAACGUCGUCUUCUUCAAGGUGGUCAACGUGCGCCCAGAGGCUCGACAACACAUGUACGUCCCACACGUGUUCCACACCAGGUGCAAGCGUCUGUUGAAUGACUUGCAUGCGUUUGGGGCCGCUUCGCAGUCCGUGGACCCGAUGGCGCUCGAUCGUUGUGAUUUCGAGGCUCUGCGUUUGUUGGAGGGCUGCGGGGUUGUCCAGAGGACCGAAGACGUGUUCCAUGAGUCCCGUUACUCCAUCAACCUGGAUUGCAUUCGCCAGACCACUCACGUUUACUUGACGCGCCCUCUCCCACUUUGGCGGUGCGAGCUGCCUCGCCGCCCGCUCAUGUCGCUGCCGAAGCUGUGCCACAUGGUGCGGCUGCGCCAGGACGGUUGGGUACCGAGCGCCGCUCGGGCUGCCGUGAGCCCAGGCGGCCCCGGUGAGUACGUGGAGGAGUUCUCCAGGCCUGUGUCGUACUUCGUCGCGCUCCGCAGUUGCGAUGCCAUCUUCUCGAAGGGCGUGGCGGAGAUCUGUCAGCGAAGGGGCAGCAACUAUUACAAAUGCUUGCUGCGCCUCGAUGGCGACACCCUCCGAGCGAUGAUGGAGCGGCUGGCAGUGGAGGACACUGAUGAUGUAUUCAAAGCUUUGCUCAAGAAUGUUCCCGACGUCACCGACAGCGAGGCGAGCGACCUCGAUGCGGACGGGGCCGGCUGCAAUCCCCCGAGGCGCCGCCCUAGGGCGCUGCAGGAUGGCAGCGCCUGCGCUGGCAUCCUCGCACCAGCUGUCCGACAAGAGCGCGAGCACAAUGUCCCUUGGUGGGAGACCGAAUGGAGGCGAUGCUGGGUUACGCUCAACGGCCACAGGACCAAGGUGUGGUUCGAUAACUUUGCAGGCAGGAACGGUCGUCGCCGAGCCUGGUGCAACUGCCCCACCCAUGGAUGCGGCAAGAUACGCCAAGUUUCGCACAACAGGGAUUGGUUUGCGACGGCUCUCAUGCUAUGGCACCUGCGCGGCCUCGGCAACACAGAGAUCACUCGACACGACCACUUACAGUAUUGGCUGGCUGAUGCCGAGGUCUGCGCGGCGCCUGGCGUUGUGGGGGCUGGCCACGCGGGCGCUCAGCAGACCUUCAUCUGCAGGAAGUGCAAGCUUCAGAAGCCUCUGUCUGACAAGUCCGCCACCAAGGAUGGCGAGUGCAAACGUGACACGGCCAGUUACGUGUCCAUCAGCACUCGCUGCCGCACCAGCACAGCUCUUCGGAAUUGGUGGAAGAAUCUAUCUGAGGAUAAGCGGGUCGAGUGGUACAGGAAGCAGCAGGCGAUCCCGAGCAAUGCGAAGCGAUCUUUCGACGAACUACAGCACGCCGAGGAGACUACGAGAGCCGUCGGCACGAGAGAGCGCGACCUUGACCACUACAUGCCGUGGUGGAUGUUUCUGGAGAGGCUGAGUCCCCACAAGAACCGUGAUGAGAUUGUGGCCAUGUGGGACGAGGCGCUCAGGAACCCAGGGGUCACGUGCAUCUUCAGGCGGAACGAGUGGCGCUGCAGCAUCUGGGAGGGCGUGAUGAUGGAGCGCGUGGACGAGCGCCUGCAGAUCGCUCGCACCGGCCGCAUGGCGAGCGUGCGCGAUCCUGAGACACUGGCAGAGCUGCAGCGGAGGGCCGACGUGGCGCUGUCUGAGUCAUUGCAAUCUAUGGCGACGCCGCACAGCCUCCAGUCUCAGGGCAUCGUCGGAGAGCAAGCUCCCGUGGUGUCCACGAGCUUGUCCGAGCAGCCCGCGCAGCCGACCAUGGCCAACAUCGUGGGGGCGUCCACCCAGCAGCGCAUCGACGCGCGCCGAUCCCACCUUGAGAACGAGGACCCCAUGGCUGCUGGCGGCGUCCAGGCCGCUGCUGCUGGCGAUGGGGACGGGGGCGCCGUGGCCGAGGGUGGCGCUCAGAAGAUGGCCAUCGGCAAGAUCAGGUUCAACGCGCACGUCGAGGCCAAGCUCCUCGACUUGAACAAGAUCUUAGAUGAUUGCGAGCUCAAGGCGCAGGAGGCCGAGGCGUCCGUGGCGGCCAGCAGCUCCGCGGGUGAAGCCCGCGACGCUCUCAAGCAGAAGAUCCAGGAGCUUCUCGACAGGGCAACAGCGCAGAUCACCAAGUGCAAGGGCGAUGUCGAGAGCCAGCGGGUCCAGGGCGCUGCCGCCACGACGGUGCAGCAGUUGCAGACGGCCAGCUCUGAGGUGACUAAGUUGCUGCAGAAGUGCAAGAAGGCCGUCAGCCUCCAGGGGGGCGUGAAGACCUUGAACAUUGAGACGGCCAGCAUGAAGCGUUCCAUGGGGGCGAUCGGGCGUAGACGUCUUGCUGCCGCGACGGGCGCCAUGGCCGUUGCGCCAGCGGAGAUGCCGCCCAGGUACACCGAGCUCGUCAACGUGGUCUCUGCGGUGGGGAUCAACAAGGGCAUCGGCUCGGCGUUCGAGGCCAAGGCAGGUCACGCCCCGACGCUGGCCCCGACGGUGGUGACGGUCCGCCAGAAGGAGAUCGACGUGGUCGCGGAGAUCCUGAAGUGCUUGCCGACGAAGCAGGCCUUGAAACUACUGCAGUCCCACCUGAAGGAGAACAGCUGGGGCACCCAGGCCAUUGCCGACGAUGCGAAGGGCAAGCGGAUCACUAACUUGUUGUCGAAGAGCUUCGACAGCAUGUGGUUUACCACGCUUCCGUGUCGGCUCGACUCGGACUUCGGGGCCAAGGUCUACAAGCCGCAGUUCAUGGGCAUGAAGCCUUGUUUCAUGAAUGUGAACCUCCCUCCGUUCGGCGUCAUGGAGGCGAGGCUGCCCAUCCAGGGCUCGGAGAUGGUCAUGGGCAUCCCCCUCGAUGACGUUCCUCCGCAGGGCGAUGACCUCCGAGCCAAGCGCGACUACUUGACGAGGGCGUCGGGGCAGGACGUGGCCCAGCUCGUUUCGGAUAAAGUUUUCUGCGCUGCGCACGACAACAAGCAGCUGCUCAUCAUCCCGUCGGGGUUCGUGUGCAUCACCGUCGCCGACUCGAAGGACGGCUGCGCGAUCAUCCGCUGGGGCAUCAGCUCCGACGCGCGCGACGCGCUCAGGGCGAAGGCGAGGGUCGACAUGAUGCUCGCCGCCUUCGCCGGGCUUCGCCAGGCGCGUGCUGGGAGCGACCUCGGCCAGGCGAUAUGGCUCAGUGAUUGCGCGAGCCAGUUGCUGCAUCUGUGCCUGCAGUGCAAGACAAGUGCCAAGGACAGGGAUGCGGUUGCGGAGAUGUGGGGAGGGCUCGAGGUCGGCCUGCGCGGCCAGGGAGGGGCGCCCGCCGCCGUGCCUCUGCCCAACGCCCGCGGCCGCAGCGCCGCCAUCCAUCCUCCUGUGCUGGCGGACGACUUAUACCGGAAGGUCUUCCUGGCGGCCCACGCCGCCCGGGAACUGUCCUGGGCAAGUCAGUCCGAGAGGCUGAUUGCGGCUUGGGGUGUGCAGGAUUGGCCGGUCUGGUCCCAGGCUCACCCGGGGGAGCAGCGCGAGGCGUACGUCGCGGCUGUGCAGCAGCAGGUUGCUCGCAAGUGCAGGGGGGAGUGGCAGCUCAGGGCGAGGGACCAUGACCGUCCUGUCCCUUUGCUCUCCCUGUGCGAGGGCCCGGUGCGGGAUCUGGCGACAGCUCUCCAGGGCGGGUGCAGCUGGGACGUUCUGCAGGGCAUGCGGUCCCUCAGCCGCUGGAGGGCUGGCCUCUUCAUCCUGGGGCACGUGGGCGGGCGCAGGUCGUGGGUUGCCGUGCAGAGCUGCGUGCUGUGUGGCGCGCGGCAUCGCAGUUUGUCGUUCCAUGUGUGCAGCGGCUGCCCGGGUACCGCAGAAGGCCGGGCUGCCUUCUGGGCGGCGCGGGCGCAGCCCCAGCCGGUCUCGCAGGAGGCUUGUGCGCGCGCGCUGCUGUCUGCCAGGCCGGGGGAGGCUGGCUACGCGGAGGCGGUCGCGCUCGCGGCGGGUGUGGACAAGCAGCAGCGACGGCCGGGCCGCGUCCCGAUGCCGAGCAGGGGUGGUGGCGGGGGGUACCCACUCGGGGAGGGCCUCUUCCAGUCAUCUCUCAUCGCCUCGCAGCUGCGCCCUGCGGUAUUUGGGGGCCGGUAUUGCUGGGCCUUCCUGUGGUUGAG